UCCUCAUCCUUUUUAUCGUCAAAGGAAAAAGUGUAGGAGAUAGCAGCAAACGAUGGCUUCACUCGUCGCCUCACUCUUCAUCUUCUCCCUUCUUCGUCUGGGUGAUGCACUCAGCGUGGAUUACUACGCCGAGACUUGCCCGCAGGCGGAGGUGGCCGUGAUGGAGGCCGUGAAGCGAGCGACGGCCAAUGACAACACUGUUCCUGCAGCGUUGCUUCGGAUGCAUUUCCAUGAUUGCUUCGUUCGGGGUUGUGAUGCCUCAGUGCUGUUGAACUCCAAGGGGAACAACACUGCGGAGAAGGAUGGGCCACCCAACAUCUCACUGCAUGCAUUCUAUGUCAUAGACAAUGCCAAGAAAGCUGUGGAGAAGUUGUGCCCUGGUGUGGUUUCUUGUGCUGAUAUAUUGGCACUGGCUGCCAGAGAUGCAGUGGCCCUGUCAGGAGGACCCAAGUGGGAGGUUCCAAAGGGGAGGAAAGAUGGAAGGGUUUCCAAGGCCAGUGAGUCAACACAGCUUCCAGCUCCAACCUUGGACUUCUCCCAGCUGAAGCAGAUCUUCUCACAGAGGGGACUCUCCACAAAGGAUCUUGUAGCACUAACAGGUGGCCACACUUUAGGGUUUGCUCACUGCUCCUCCUUCCAGAAUCGGAUCCACAACUUCGACGCGACCCACGACGUGGAUCCGUCGAUGAACUCCGACUUCGCGGCGAGGCUGAGGAAGGUGUGCCCGGCUCACAACAAGGUAAAGAACGCAGGAUCAGCCAUGGAUUCCACCACCACAGUGUUCGACAACGCCUACUACAAGCUGCUCAUCCAAGGGAAGGGACUGUUCUCUUCCGACGAAGCUCUUUUGACCCACCCCAAGACCAAACAACUGGCAUCCAAGUUUGCUGCUUCACGAGAAGAGUUCUUCGAGGCUUUUGUCAAGUCCAUGAUCAGAAUGGGAAGCAUUCAAGGUGGGCAGGAAGUGAGGAAGGACUGCAGGGUGGUUAAUCAGUGAAGGUUCGUUCUUUAGCUAGAGUUAGGUAUAAUGGAACGGGUAGAGAUGGUGGGUGCAUUAUUUCUUUUAGGCUGUCAUCCUCUCCUUUGUGUGUGUGUGCAUGCAAGGAUGGAAUAAAGAUAGCUGAACUGUCUCCUUCCAAAUAAAUAUCUAAUAGAGUGACAAUGUUAAGUGGA
This is a messenger RNA of Musa acuminata AAA Group (dessert banana), 1173 nucleotides long. Its product is annotated as peroxidase 64. Gene Ontology annotation, biological process: response to oxidative stress; hydrogen peroxide catabolic process. Gene Ontology annotation, molecular function: heme binding; peroxidase activity. NCBI's taxonomy places the organism in Eukaryota, Viridiplantae, Streptophyta, Magnoliopsida, Zingiberales, Musaceae. Gene Ontology annotation, cellular component: plant-type cell wall; plasmodesma. Bases 53 to 997 code for a protein of 314 amino acids. The record is from RefSeq and is a predicted model, not a curated record. The transcript is spliced from 4 exons.